AUGUCAAGCCUCAACAUCGGAUUGGUCAAGUCGAUCGCAGUCAUAGGAGGCGGCCCCUGCGGUGCAGCUGCAAUCAAGGCGCUUCUAAAAGAACCGGCCUUCGAUUGUGUGCGCGGGUUCGAGAGGCGCGCAGGCUCAGGCGGGCUCUGGAACUACCACGACUCCCGCGCCGGGCCAGAGCCUGUCGCAGGUCCGUCCCUCGAUCCGCACAGCCCAGAUCUCGUCAAGCCUCACAAGCUGGCCCCCAACCAGUACGUCUGGCCCAGCGCCAUCUACGAGCUGCUCGACACAAAUGUGCCCCGUCAGAUCAUGGAGUACAGUGGCUUCCCGUUUCCGAAAGGUACGCCGCUGUUUCCUACCAAACAGCAGGUGCUGGACUAUUUCAAGGAGUACGCCAGGGACGCAGAGCCUCACAUCCGGUUCAACACAAACGUCGUGUCUGUGAGGUACCGGCCAGACGAAGGUAAAAGGUGGCAUGUCACACACCGUCCCGUGUGCGACGAGACGGAAGGUGGACUAAAACCUUCGGCCGCCCAUCCUGACGAAACGGAGCAUUUUGACGCCGUGCUGGUCGCCUCGGGCCACUACGAGCUGCCGUACGUGCCCGAGAAGAAGGGACUGGCCGAGUGGACGUCCAAAUACCCCGGCUCUGUGUCGCACUCGAAACAUUUCAGACACCCGCGACAGUUUGCGGACGUGCCGGGGAAACUGCUCAUUGUGGGCAACUCGGCGUCGGCACUGGACCUCGCGUACCAAACGGCGACGAUAUUGCAGCGCGACGUGUACAAGAGCGCCAGGUCGCAGGCAAUGCUCCCGGGCGGAAGCAGCGACUACAUCAAAACCGUGCCGGACAUCGAGCGUUUCGAGCCAGAAACAAAGUCGGUCAGGCUCACCGACGGGUCGGUGCUCGACAACGUCGGCCACGUCCUGUUCGCCACGGGAUUUCUCAGACACUACCCGUUUCUCGACGAGAUCAACAAAUCGUCCACGCCGGUAGUCACCGACGGCCUCAGACUCCACGGCUUAUAUAAGCAAUGUGUCAGCUACAAUUUCCCCGGGCUCGCCUUCAUCGCCACGCCGCGGUACAUUCUGCCGACCAGAGUGGGGGAGGCGCAGGCGAUCUGGCUGUCCAAGAUCUUCCAGGGCAAGCUGGCACUGCCCAGCGUUGAGGAAAUGAGGGCCGACGAGGAGAACACCGUGAGGCUGCGCGGCGACUCGCCCAAAUUCCACAAUCUGAUGUAUCCCGACGACGUUCACUACGCACACGAGCUGAACCAGCACGUGUACUCGACGCCGGACUGGCAGAGCGGGCUGGUUCCCUGCGAAUGGAGCCACGAGGACAUUUUGUACCGCGCGUCGGCCGUGAAGAUGAAGGAGGCGUAUCUCAAGUACCGCGAGCUGACCAAUGGCAAGCGCGCGACAAGCGUUGAGGAGCUACAGCACGCGGUCGAUUUUAGGUUUGAGGACGUGGACUGGACAGAGUUUAAGCUGUGA
Ogataea angusta is the source of this 1494-nucleotide messenger RNA. RefSeq lists its product as uncharacterized. The transcript has a single exon. The record is from RefSeq and is a predicted model, not a curated record. NCBI's taxonomy places the organism in Eukaryota, Fungi, Ascomycota, Pichiomycetes, Pichiales, Pichiaceae. Gene Ontology annotation, molecular function: NADP binding; flavin adenine dinucleotide binding; N,N-dimethylaniline monooxygenase activity. The coding region runs from base 1 to 1494 and encodes 497 amino acids.